This is a messenger RNA of Aspergillus thermomutatus, 1140 nucleotides long. RefSeq lists its product as uncharacterized. The transcript has 4 exons. The record is from RefSeq and is a predicted model, not a curated record. Gene Ontology annotation, molecular function: O-methyltransferase activity. The coding region runs from base 1 to 1140 and encodes 379 amino acids. NCBI's taxonomy places the organism in Eukaryota, Fungi, Ascomycota, Eurotiomycetes, Eurotiales, Aspergillaceae.
AUGGGGGUCAAUGAACUCGUCCAGACCGUCAGGUCUACCAUCGCUACUGUCAGAGCAGGCGAUGUGGACGAGCAUGAACGCAAAGUGCUGCUGCAGGCUUGCGAUGAUUUGAGGAGUACUUAUGAAACGCCAUUGGAGACCUCCUUCAGGGUCCUAUUUUCUAGCCAUCAAGCAAUGGCCCUUCGCUUGGGUGUUGACAUGAAGCUAUUCGACGCUAUUGCCAAAAGGUCAUCUCGAGGUGAUGGCAGCCAUUUCAACGUGCAGCAACUCGCAGAUGAUACAGGAGCCGAUCCUGCUCUAGUCGCACGUAUCAUCAGACUUCUAGCUGCCAUGGGUGUGCUCAAGGAGGUGGACGCUGGACUGUUCAGCUCGACCCCUCUGGCAACAGCCUACGUAUUGCCUGAUUAUUUCAAGGAGAAAGGCUGGAAAAACCCUGCUGAUAUUGAUGAUGGCCCAUUUCAAUUCGCCAUGAACACCAAGUCACGAUACUUUGACUUUUUGUCAACCGCACCAUACUACCAAGAAGCAUUCAACAAAACCAUGACGCUUUCCGUUCGCUGGCGCGGCCAAAGUUGGUUUGAGUUCUUCCCAGUUGAACAGAAAUUGCGGGUGCAACGGCCAUCUGAUGCCCUCCUGGUCGACGUAGGCGGUGGCCAGGACAGAGACCUUGUCUUAUUAAAAGAAAGAUUUCCCACGCUCCCGGGAAGGCUUGUCCUACAAGAUCUGCCCAAUGUCGUCAAAGGUGCCAGAGAUCUACAUCCUGGGAUCGACGUCCAAGAGCAUGAUUUUCUGCGAGAUCAACCUGUCAAGGGCGCAAGGGCAUACUACUUACGCGCGGUACUGCACGACUGGCCAGAAAAGCAAGUCGUGCAGAUAUUGGCCAAAAUCCGUGAAGCUAUGGCCCAGGACUCGCUCUUGCUUAUUGACGAGAAUCUAAUGCCUGAAAGCAAUGUGCCCUUGCUGCCUGCGAUGGUCGACCUCAGCAUGAUGGUCUCGUUCGCAGCCGCAGAACGGACAAAGACGCAAUUCGAAUCAUUGCUAAACGAAGCUGGGUUUGAAUUAGUCAAGGCUUGGAUGCCGCCCGGAGCUGUCACAGAGCAAACAACGUUAUUGGAGGCUAGAGUCAGGCUAGAGGCUUGA